GACUCACUAUAAUUUAAGGAAUGACCUCGUGUAUAGGCAACAUAUGCAUGCAUUAAAAGCAGCAACAAAACCCAACCCUUGGAUUCUUGAAGACCAAUACCGAACCCAACAAAGACAUUAACCCUUUCCCUAUCCCAUACUCACUUUCUCUCUGCUGCUUUUCUUUUCUUUGCUCUUCGGGCCCCCUUCACUUGAGAAACCAAUCGAGUGCAAAAGAUAUAUACUUGAUUUUGCCAUUGAUUUAAGCAUAUUAUUAUUGGAAGAGAAGAAGAGAAGGGUUGGUGUUGUAUGUUGAAGAGAGAGUUAGGAAGAUGGAAGGAGCAGAGGUGGAGCUAGAGAAAAGAAGCUUGUUCCUGAAAAGCUUGAUACAGAAGAAGAAAUGCAUAGAGCAACAAGAGCAGCAUGACCAUCUCCACAAAAACAAUGUUAGAGUCAGAGCUUCUGAUAUGCCUCUCUCUUUGCAGAACCUUGCCUUUCGUUGUGCCCGCCAUCACCUUGAUUCCAUGCCUUCCAACAAGCUUGACAGCAAACGUUUGGCUCUUGCCCUCAAGAAGGAGUUUGAUUCUUCAUACGGACCCGCUUGGCACUGCAUUGUGGGAACUAGCUUUGGGUCCUAUGUGACUCACUCUGUUGGUGGUUUCUUGUAUUUUUCCAUUGACAAGGUUUAUAUCCUUCUGUUCAAGACAGCUGUUGAACCAUUAGACCGUUGAUAACAUCCUGUUAUCAGCUUUUAUUUGAUGCAUAUUUCCUUGGCAUAUUCAAUAUCAAAAAUUUCCAACCAAACUCAUCAUAUGUAAAAUUACAAGCUAAGAACUAUAAAGAUGUGUUCUGCAAUGUGUCCAAUGCAAUUUUCGGCUAUGGGAGUGCAUUUGAGUA
This is a messenger RNA of Arachis ipaensis, 876 nucleotides long. RefSeq names its product Dynein light chain type 1 family protein. Lineage: Eukaryota; Viridiplantae; Streptophyta; Magnoliopsida; Fabales; Fabaceae. Gene Ontology annotation, molecular function: dynein intermediate chain binding. Gene Ontology annotation, cellular component: cytoplasmic dynein complex. The record is from RefSeq and is a predicted model, not a curated record. Gene Ontology annotation, biological process: microtubule-based process.